UUCCGUUCUCUGUGCCUAUGGCUCCGGCGCCUUCUGUGGGCUCCAGCGCCUCCGCUCAUCCCUCUACCGACGAUCAAGGCCUUCGCCAACGUCUUUUUUCUUUGUCUCGGAAAAAGCACCAACAGAAAGGGACGACUCAUGAAAAGUCGAAGGAGAAUGUCGGCGUCAUAGCCGAGAACUUGGAGAGUGCCAAUGCCGCUCCAUCAACUGAACCUGUCGAUUCAUCAGCCAGCACAACGGCUAUCGGUGACCAAGGGCAGGACCCGUCCUCGGCUACCGCACCUGUUAAUGUCUCAUUAACAAGCUCUGCGCCCGCGGGGGCGUCAGAUGAUAAGGAGCAAGGCUCGCUGAAUACUACAUUGACCGGCACCAAUCCGCGUAAUAUGUUCUAUCAUCGUGCGGGGAACAAGUCCUCUACGUCUCAAGCCGCCGCCUCCCACUCCAGCUCAAAGCCAUCUUCACGCCGGAACCGCCCGAAGCCUUCAUUUGCGCGCUUUGUUUCCAAACUUGUUCCUUGCGUCGGCCCAGAUUCGGCGAUGAAGGACGUGGACGAGGGUCCUCAAAUGGCAGAGCGGCAGUCUGAUGCUGGCCGUCAGAAUCCCCUCAGAGAUUCGCAAGUGCCGACAAGCCUGGACGCUGCAUUGUUGACCCCCCCGACGAUUAAUAUCGAGCGGCCUCCGUCACGAGCGGAUUCCGAAAUCGUUGUUCCACCGCCUCAGCUACUGCCAGAGGAUGAGACGGACGGUGUCACGUCCGGGGCUGUUCAGCCCCCCGGAUCGACUGGCGAGCUGAUUGCUCGAACACACACUCGCGAUUCAUCCGACGGAUCUGACGGCACGAGCUUCACAGACGAUGAGGCUAUCGACCAUCGCGCACUCGACGAACAAUCCCAAGAAGAACGAUUAAUCAGAAACGGUGGCACAGGGAUCCUGAUAGGGAUGGACGGUGAACCCAAACCUCUUCUCCCUCCCUUGGCUCCGGAACAUGCAGGUCGGAAGUGUCUUGUUCUGGAUCUGGAUGAAACACUGGUGCACAGCAGCUUUAAACCCAUCGCACAGCCUGAUUUCAUCGUUCCCGUUGAAAUUGAGAUGCACUGGCAUCAUUUCCACGUUCUAAAGCGACCAGGCGUCGAAGAGUUUUUGAGGCAGAUGGGAGAAUUGUAUGAAGUGGUCGUGUUCACCGCUAGCUUAAACAAGUAUGCCGACCCCGUCUUGGACAAACUCGAUACGCACCGGGUGGUUGCUCAUCGCUUGUACCGAGAGAGUUGCUUCAGCCACAAGGGGAACUAUGUCAAGGACCUAUCCCAGCUGGGCCGGCCCAUCGGGGACACCAUCAUCCUGGACAACUCCCCGGCGUCGUACAUCUUUCAUCCUAACAAUGCGGUACCAGUAUCUUCCUGGUUCAACGAUCCGCACGACGUCGAAUUGACCGAUCUCGUGCCCUUCCUCUCCGAUCUAUCUGGAGUGUCCGACGUCAGGGGCAUCCUCAACCUGGGGAUAUAACCAGGACAUGUUAUUAUUCCUAUUUUCGGUGGUAUACCCUGUACCCUAUCCAACCUGAUACCACAUUCCUCGUCACACGGCUCAUUCGUUCUCUGAUGUAUCCAGCCGUCGCUCCACACUCAUUUACCUCCAUCUCCUAGUCAUAUACGCAAUCUACAGUCAGACUGCUUUCAUCAUUUAUCUACUGCUCUGCAAUCUGCUGUAUCAUAUAUAUAAUCAUAUACAUCUGGUGCUACAUUGCAUUCGACACGACCAGGUGAUCUGCUCGGACCGGCGCACGCUCAGCUGACUGCCAGCAACCUGGAGUUCUCUCUUCCAACCACCAUGUCUCCCAAACGUGUCUGCCAGCUGAUCAAAGUCAAGCCGUCGGCUCUGGAAGAAUACAAGGAAAUACAUGCGAACGUUUGGCCGGGAGUGCUUGCAGCGCUCGAACGAGCCCACAUAGUUGACUAUUCGAUCCAUUAUUACGCCCCCUUCGACCUCCUCAUUGCGACGUUCAAAUACAUCGGCACAGACUACGAGGGGAUAUGAAGCAGGUCGCUGAAGAUCCAGAAACGCAGCGGUGGUGGAAGGUGACAGAUCUCAUGCAGGAGAGUCUGAUUGAAGGCGCGCAAGGGAGCGGAAAGGACAUUCCGUGGUGGGCCGAGACAGAGGAAGUGUUCAGAUUUGAAGGCAGCACGUAAAUAGCAAUCAUGUACCGACACGAUAAGAUCUCAGCGGCCCGCCUCUCGGGCCGAGAGAAGGCUGACAAUUACACUUUCGGCAGUGACACUCAACCGUCACACAUCAGCGUCUCAUUCCUCUAUUCAUGGCCAAGUCAAAGACAGCGUCUGCCCCGAAUCCUGUAGUCACGGCACCGGAAGUUCCUCUGAAACCGAAAAAAACGAAAGCAGGCAAUGCCCCUCUUGUCAAGCACUAUUUGCUAGCGUACAAUGUCCUCUCUGCUGCCGGAUGGGGUUAUAUCCUCAUUUUGACACUUGUACACCUUCUGAACCUCGAUGGUCGAUCCUCUGAGGUCCCAUUCUCAGCGGCAUCCAAGGCACCAGUGUCUACAAUCUCUCGACUUCUUUCGGCAUUGCCGUUCUUCAAUGCCCCAACGGCUGCUGCGCCGAUGAAAAUCCCGACCCGUAUUCCAGGAUUCCUAGCGCCAGUCUAUUUGCGGUCUCUGACCACAUACACCCGAGUCAGUGGGACUGUCGCAGUGGUGCAAACGUGUGCUCUGUUGGAGGUCGUACAUUCGUUGUUGGGCUGGGUCCGGAGCCCCUUGCAGACCACUGCUAUGCAGGUCGCCAGUCGGUUGUGGAUCGUUUGGGGUAUCAUGCAACAGUUUGGGGUGGCGCAAGCCAACCCUCUGUACACCUCGGCUGUGGUUGCAUGGUCGAUAACCGAAGUCGUCCGCUAUUCUUUCUACGCCAGCAACCUUCUGGGUCGUGAGCCCCCUGUACUGUUGUACCUGCGCUACACCUUGUUCUAUAUCUUGUACCCGAUCGGAGCAGGCUCAGAGGCAUUCCUGAGCUACGCAACACUGCCUGUGCCUUCUGGGAUCCCUCGUCCGUCAGCAUUGCGUGGAUGGUCGGCACCAGAAUAUGCUCGCGGAAUUCUUUUUCUUAUCUGGUGGCCCGCACUGUACCAACUGUACACUUACAUGAUGGCUCAGAGACGGAAAACCUAUGGCCCUCGCUCCAAGUCAAAGACGAACUAAACUCGUGUAUGUAUUGGAGGGCCCAAACGGUCUUAUACUAGACAUCUAGGUAUUGUUUAUAUCGGGCGAAAAUCCCACUCUCCCAACACCAGACGAAUCGUAUGUCGAAUACCCUGAAUUAUUGCGUUAGUUCUGGUCUUGUUGGGAGAAGAGACUCGCACAGGAUUUGAGAAACUCGUCGCCAAUAAUGGCAAUGUCGGAAGGAAAGCCGUCACCGAGAGCCAAGAUUCCACCAACGCAGUCCGAUGAGCCUUGGCUGGUUCGGCCGAGGUUGAAAUCAGCUUGGUUUAUCGAAAAUGAGUGCCCUCCAAACGAGAAGGCAAUGUCGAGGACGUCGGAGCAACGGUCCGUAAUCCGGUGCUGGUUUCGCGCUAGGGAUCUGCGUCUUGAUAUAAGGGGGAGUCAUUCAAGGACACAGUAUCAUACCAUCGCAUAGAACGCCGAUGCAUGAGAAGCCGGUAGAUAGAUCUGAAAAAAUUAGAUCCUCUUUUAGAUGUUUGUUUUACUGGAUCCUAC
Mycena citricolor is the source of this 3720-nucleotide messenger RNA. The record is from the annotation of a GenBank genome assembly. Lineage: Eukaryota; Fungi; Basidiomycota; Agaricomycetes; Agaricales; Mycenaceae.